Oryzias latipes (Japanese medaka) is the source of this 1262-nucleotide messenger RNA. RefSeq names its product chymotrypsin-like protease CTRL-1. Gene Ontology annotation, biological process: proteolysis. The record is from RefSeq and is a predicted model, not a curated record. Gene Ontology annotation, molecular function: serine-type endopeptidase activity. Lineage: Eukaryota; Metazoa; Chordata; Actinopteri; Beloniformes; Adrianichthyidae.
UGAAGAACUCCAGCAUUUUAAGUCUGAGACUUUGUGGAAAAACGAUCGUGUUGAAGAUGGCUCUCCAGCAGUUUGUGUGCAGAUUCACUCUGAUGACCCUUUUGCUUUUCUUAGGUUGUCACCCAGCAGUGACUGAUAAUUCCACAGUUGUGGAGAAUGUAUCUCCAGGAGAUUCCCCUUGGCUGGUUUAUUUCCACCCAGCAUUCAGAUGUGAGGGGUCACUGAUCACAGAUGAGUGGGUGCUCACAGAUGGCAGCUGCGUAAAACCCUCUGACAUCAACAACACAUCGGCUUUUGUGGGUGUGAGGAACCGUUCUUCCUUUCCUAUUGGAUACAGUGCCUUUUUUAGUAUUAUAGUUUGCAACAUUGAAAAUAAAAAUGGGAACAACUCUGGAAUUUGUCUUCUGAGGCUGAAAAGCCCAAUCCGUUUUUCGAACAACUUCCAGGCAAUUUCCUUAGCCUCAAACAUGAGCACGUUCGAUGGCGGCAUUUCCUCCUGGGUCUCUGUAAAUGAUUUCAUCAGUGAAAGUCCAACUAUCAGGACGCAAAGGGAGGCUAAAGCAUCAAUACUGGGCAGCUGUAAACAGAACCAAAGUAAUGUCACAGAGAAAGAGAUGCGUGCCACAAUAGGAGGAUCCUAUCCAUGUCAGGUCAUUCCUGGAUCCCCACUUGUUAUUAGAGAGCAGUCUCAAUGGAUCCUUGCUGGAGUUGCAAUUUCCACCUCAGCUUCUUGUGGAGAUCCUGGAGUCUUCAGCCGUGUGUCCUGGUACCAGGACUGGAUCCGUGAAGUUGUCACUGGCACAAAACCAACCUUUGUUACUGUCAGAUGCACUCCUACUACACCUGAUGACAGUAUAUUUAGUGGUGGUAGCAACCUUAUCCACUUUACUCACUUCUUCUCUCUGUCUACUCUUGUUCUGUUUGUCCAUGUUCUUGUUUGUGGGAAUGAAAUAUAAAAGUAGCUCCCAGGACUCUGUUCCUCAGGACUUUAAAGGGUGAUCCAGAAGAUGUUUUGCUGCUCAUCUGAGUAGAUUCUUCAAUUCUAGCCACUGAUGAGAAACUCAGGUUAUACAUAUGGUGACUGUUUCACAGGUGUGGCAAAAAGUUAAAUAUCUAGAUGUCCUUUGCAAAUGUCAAGGAUCCAGGGAUUAUUAGAAUGGUUGGGUGUUAUUUUUUACAUGGUGGGGGUCUUGGUGUAUUUGUUUCUAAACUAAAAGUCAGAUUGAUUUUUUAUUUUAUUAUUACAAUGAUUACAAAUGGAA